AUGGCGUGGAGGGCCGGCCUGGGCACGGUCUCGGCGGCGCGUGUGCGCGGCCUCGACGUGCGCCUCCCGACGGCCAGGUCGGCCAGGGCACGGGCGGCGCGGCCCGGCCAGGAAGGAGCACGUGGCCCCUUGGUGGGCGCGGCCGGGCGGCGCGGCGGGCCGGCCAGGGCGCGCGGCCCCCCGCGGUUCGUGGCCUCCGCGGCUCGCGCAGCGGCCGAGCUAGGGGCUGUGCGGCUGGGGCCAGAGGCUCGCACGACCGAGUUCGGCCAGGAGGUGUGGCUCGCAACCGGCCUGGUGGGCGCGGCGGCCGUCCCGCACACAUAUUUCCGACGGCGAGCGCUCAGUGCGUUCUCGUCAGCACGUCUUCAGGACGGCGACGGUUUGGUCUGGGUGGUAAACCAUGCCACAGCUGAUGCCCAAGGCAGCGGCCGGGGUGGGGGUGGGGGAACUGGAAAUGCCUAUGGCUCUGGCUAUGGCUCUGGGUCUGGCUAUGCCUCCAGCAGUUCCUAUGAUGCCGGCAAUACAUAUAGUUCUCCAGGCCCAAUCAGUCCUGGCUAUGGCUCUCCGGGCCCAAUCAAUGUCGAUGGCCCUAUCAGCGUUGCUGAUGGGGGUAGCUUCACAUCUGCUAGUGGAGCAGCCACUACUACAGAAUUCAUUUCUAGGGGCGGCUAG
Molecule: messenger RNA, 672 nt
Organism: Sorghum bicolor (sorghum)
Lineage: Eukaryota; Viridiplantae; Streptophyta; Magnoliopsida; Poales; Poaceae
Product: predicted GPI-anchored protein 23
Exons: 2
Coding region: 1-672 (223 amino acids)
Source: RefSeq, a predicted model, not a curated record